Molecule: messenger RNA, 1351 nt
Organism: Ceratosolen solmsi marchali
Lineage: Eukaryota; Metazoa; Arthropoda; Insecta; Hymenoptera; Agaonidae
Exons: 5
Coding region: 276-1268 (330 amino acids)
Molecular function (GO): methyltransferase activity
Source: RefSeq, a predicted model, not a curated record
AUUUUUAAAUGCAUAAAGCUUUAUCAUUCGGUAAUUCUGAAUGCCAAUUAUAGGUUAUGGUGUCCAUAAUUAUAUUUAUUCUAUUCGUGUUUUUCAACGUUAUAGGUUAGAUCAUAUCGCAUGUUUUUAGAUUAGAGGUAGUUCGGAGUGGUUAUUCAAAAAUUAAUGAAAAUAAUCAUUUGUAUAAGUGUCUGUUAUACAUUUAUCUGAUCGAGCGUUUGUAUUAUUAUACAAAACAUUUAUAUUAAUAAAAAGAAAAUAUAUAAAGUUUUAUAAUGAGUAAAGUUUACAUAUCAUUGAAAGAAGCAAAACAUCAGUUUUCUAUAUUACUUGAUUCCAUUACUGAAUCUGAUAAGGCAGAUUUCAUUUCAUCUAUAUAUAAAGAACAGAUUUGCAAUGAAACUAUUAAUGAUUAUUUAGAUGAUUCCAAUAAUUUUGAGAAUAAAGGCGAAGGGUUUCUCGAUGAUCCAAUAGCGACAUUAAAUAUGAUAGCUAAUGAUGUAAAGAAACGAGUUCCUUUAGAUGCUAUAUUGUCGUCUGAAAAUAUUAGAUCGCCUACAAUAGGAGAAAAUGCUGAUUGUCUUCCACAUUUGACAGUCCACGUGGAUGAGUUUUUAUACGACGAAGAAGAUGUUGAAGAACUCGUUGAAGAAGGUAAAUUGAAGAGAAACUACUGCAAGGAUUGUGGCUCAAAAAAUAUUGACUCUUUGAUAUUUACAUCUCAUUCUAUGUCAAGAGCUGAUUUAUUUUUCAUCUUUAAUAAUAGUCUUCCUACACUCGAAAACAAAGUUGUACUAGACAUAGGUUCCAGAUUAGGUUCUGUUUUAUAUGGAGCAUACGUUUUUACCGAUGCAUCACGUAUUAUUGGAGUGGAAAUGAACGAAGAUCUUUGUAAAUUACAAAAAGAUAUCGUGUCUAAAUACAAUAUGGAAGAUCGGAUAGAAGUUCUGCAUAAGAGAAUAGAAGAAGCCGAGGACAUUGUCCAAUUAGCAGAUGUAAUAAUAAUUAAUAAUCCUUUCGAAUUUUAUGUUUCAGAAAAUGAACAUAUUCAAAUUUGGCAAUUUUUGAGACGUCACAUUAAAAGGGAAACUAUUUUAAUAACGUGUCCACAUUUAGAAACAAUAUUUAAAUCUUUAAAUACUCAAAUACAUUUAAGCAAUUGGGUUAAACCGUACAAUUUAGGAUGGAAUGAAGCAAAUAUGUUUUACAAUAAAACAAAUACAGAAGAUACCAGUUUUAAUGAUAUUGCAUUUUAUGAAAUUAUUUAAGCUCUACAUUAAUUUUUAUACAAAUCUGAACUGAAUGCAAAUGCUAAAAUUCCAUUAUUCAUUCGUAUAUAAAUAUUAAUUUU